UAGGGCCUUAAGGUACCACCGUUUAGACAAACAAACAUACAAUGGCGCGGGUUUUCCGCGGCGGUGCUGGCUUUGCCAGACCUGAAAAUGCUCUCAAGAGGGCAGACGAGCUGGAGGCCAUCGGCCAGAAGGCCGCUGCUCUGCAGACGCUGCAUGAUGUGAUUUGCAGCAAGAAGCAUAGGACUUGGUCCAAGACUUUUGAGUCCAUCAUGCUCCGUCACGUUGAGCUGUGCGUGGACAUGAAGAAGCGCAACUAUGCGAAGGAGGCGCUGCUCCAGUACAGGAACAUGUGCCACCAAGUUAACAUCAACUCUCUGGAGGAGGUCAUUAAGCAUUUCCUGAAGCGCGCGGCCGACAAGGCGGAGGAGGCACAGGCAAAGGCAGCGGCUGUGACACUGGAUGUGGAGGACUUGGAGGAGGACGCGAGCCCGGAGGAGCUCAUGCUCAGCUAUGUCAGCGGCGAGAAGAACAAGGACCGCACGGACCGGGAGCUGGUCACGCCUUGGUUCCGCUUUCUGUGGGAGUCGUACCGCAGCGUGCUUGAGAUUCUGCGCACCAACCCCAAGCUGGAGCCCCUGUACGCGAUGACGGCCACCAAGGCCUUCCACUUCUGCCUGCAGUACAAGCGCACCACGGAGUUUAAGCGCCUGUGCGACAUUCUGCGGCAGCACCUGACCAACCUGGUCAACAAGUUCCGCGACCAGCGCGAUGCCGGCCCGGAGAGCAUGACCAUGCACCUGGAGAGCCGCUUCGAGCAGCUGCGUGUGGCCUGCGAGCUGGAGCUGUGGGGCGAGGCGUUCCGCUCCGUGGAGGACAUCCAGCAGCUGAUUGCCCUCACCAAGAAGACGCCCAAGCAGCCUCAGCUGGCGUCCUACUACACGCGCCUGACCCAGAUCUUUGCCGUCUCGGACAGCCCGCUGUACCACGCCUUUGCCUGGCUGAAGCUCUUUAGCUUUGCGCGCCAGCACGCUCGCGGCAUGGUUUCGGCGGACUACCAGCAGAUGGCCACCUCGGUCCUGCUGGCGGCGCUGGCCAUUCUGCCGUACGAGCGUGGUACGGCUACGGCUGGCCGUGCCGCCUCGGAUGUGGUGGCUGCCGAGCAGGAGAAGGAGCGGGCUAACCGCAUGGCCACCAUCCUGGGUUUCGCCGUGGACGCCAAGAAGGACGCCCGCAGCCUGCUGACCCGCCCGGCGCUGCUGGCCACCAUCAACUCCUCCAACCUGCUGGCGCUGGUGCCGGCGGAGGUGCGCGCCAUCCACGACGCCCUCUCGCAGGACUUCAGCCCGCUGGAGCUCUGCCACCGCCUGACUCCCCUGCUGGAGAAGCUGCCGGAGCUGGCGGCCCAGCAGCUGUCCGGCGCCGCACCCGUGCGCACCGUCGCCCUGGACAAGUACGUGCCCGCGCUCAAGCAGGCCGCCGUGCUGCGACUGCUGAAGCAGCUCAGCGAGGUGUACAGCGUGAUGCGCAUCAGCGAGCUGGCGGCGAUGGUGCCCUUUUACAGCUUUGCCGAGGUGGAGGCGGUGGUGGUGGACGCGGUCAAGUACGACUACCUGCAGAUGCGGGUGGACCACCGCAACGGCACGCUGCACUUUGGCGGGCAGCAGGUUGAGAGCGACAAGGUGCGCGUCCACCUGGCCUCUGUCGCCAAGCGCCUCGCCAAGGCGGUGACCAUGAUGAGCCCGCAGCCGCUGCCGCUUGCGGCCGCUGAGGAGGCCCGGCGCCAGGCGGUCAUCAAGGCCGCCCGGAGCACCCUGGAGGCUGAGCAUCUCAAGGCCGUGGCACGCAAGAUGGUCAUCGAGAAGCAGAAGGAAGAGGCGGAGCGCGCGCUGUUCGAGGCGGAGCAGAUGGAGGCGGCUCGCAAGGCGCAGGCGCAGCGUGCGCACGAAUUGGCAGAGGACAAGCGCCGCCGCGAGGAGGCAGCGCGCCGCGAGACGGAGCGCCUGCAGCGUGAGAUGGAGGAGCGCGAGCAGGAGGAGCUCCGCGCCCACCUGGGUGCCCGGAACAUCAAGGUCAAGGAGGGCGAGAAGCUGGAGAAGACCGCCGUCAUCAAGGACAUCAUGUCAGAGCGCAUCAAGGAGCAGCAGGAGCUCGAGCGCCGCAUGGCCCGAUUUGCCAAGAACAUGGACCACCUGGAGCGAGCCCGCCGUGAGGAGGAGGCGCCAUACCUGGAGGCUGCCUGGAAGCAGCGUCAGGAGGCGGAUCGCGCCUACUGGGAGGCUGCGCAGACCGAGGCUGCUCGCCUGCACCGCCAAGCCUGGGAGGUCGACAUUGAGGAGAAGAAGCGCCUGGCACACAUGGUGCCCGACAAGGAGGUCUUCAAGAACCUCAUCAUGCAGCGCCGCGAGACCGAGUUCCAGGCCCUGCGCCGCGAGAGGGAGCGCCGCAUGGCCGAGAUGCGUGCACAGCGCAAGUUUGAGCGCGAGAUUGCCCGUCGCAAGGCUUACGUCACCCGGUGCCGCUUGGAGGUGGAGCAGCGCAUGCAGGCGCUCGAGGAGCAACGGCGGCGUGAGGAGGAGGCACGGAAGAAGGCUGAGGAGGCCGAGCGCCAACGCAAGCUGGACGAGGCCCUCGCCAAGCAGCGCGCCCGCGAGGAGGAGAUUGAGCGCCGGAAGGCUGAGGAGCGCGCAGGCCUGGGCCUCGCGGCGCCCUCCGCUGCCGCUGCUGCCGCCCCUACUGGCCCCAAGUUCUUGCCGCCUCACUUGCGUGCUGCUGCCGCGGCUGGCGCUCCAGCGGCGGCACCCCCCGCGCCCGCUGCUCCUGCAGCCCCCGCGGCUCCCGCGGAGGAGGAGGCUGGUGGCUGGCGCCGCCGGGGCCCGGAGGCGCCCCCGCGGGAUUACGGGCCGCCGCGCGACAGCUGGCGUGGAGGCGACCGUGACCGUGAUAUGCCGCCCCGCGAUAUGCCGUCUCGCGACAUGCCACCCCGGGACAUGCCGCCACGCGAGGCUCCUGCCCCGGCUGCCGGCAAGUUCGUCCCACCUGCCCUGCGCAACCGGCAAGACGGAGGGGCGCCGCCGUCUGGGGCUGCUCCGCCUCCUUCGUCGGGUGGAGCCUACCGCCCACCCAACCGCCGUUAGAUGCGCCGUACUGGUGUAAGGCUGGCGACGGCGGUUUGGCGCCAGGUAUGCGUUUAGUACUACUAUAGUUCAUAGCAUGUUCGUGGCCGGGCAGUCGCCUUUGAGGGGUGUAGCUGGCUUUGCCUCGUGCGCGGUUACCCCUUGGUUUGGAGGCUAGGCAAGUGGUGCAAGCAGUGCGUUGCUUAUAGCUGUUUCUGGUGUAAUUGGCAGGUUGUUGGUGCAUUAAUACUGACAUAUGGUACGACUUUUGAACUGUGCGGCAGCCUCCGGCAAGGUCUCAAGUCACCCAACGCAAAGCAAACUAGCACUAUUGCUAGUACCUCUCGCCCCUUGUACGGGUUGAACAUGUAAUCCACA
Molecule: messenger RNA, 3431 nt
Organism: Astrephomene gubernaculifera
Lineage: Eukaryota; Viridiplantae; Chlorophyta; Chlorophyceae; Chlamydomonadales; Astrephomenaceae
Source: the annotation of a GenBank genome assembly